Molecule: messenger RNA, 1271 nt
Organism: Ceratosolen solmsi marchali
Lineage: Eukaryota; Metazoa; Arthropoda; Insecta; Hymenoptera; Agaonidae
Gene: ND-42
Product: NADH dehydrogenase (ubiquinone) subunit ND-42
Exons: 4
Coding region: 156-1271 (371 amino acids)
Biological process (GO): mitochondrial electron transport, NADH to ubiquinone
Cellular component (GO): cytoplasm; respiratory chain complex I
Source: RefSeq, a predicted model, not a curated record
CACAGUGUUUCCUUAACAAAAUUGAAUCAAGAUGGCCGCACAGUUUUUUACGAAUGGCUAUUAUAAUUAGGUAUUGUUAAUCUAUGACGGUAUUUGUGUAAGGAGCUGAUAUUUGUUUGGUCGAUAUAAUUAUUUUUAACAAAAUUUAAGAUAAUAUGUUUCCGAUUUUAAAAAGUGGUUUAACCAAUGCAUUAUCUAGUGUUGGAAUUAGCUCGAAAUUACAUAAGGUAGUUUCAAAAACUAAUGUCAACAAAUCCCAAGUAGCUACUCUUGUAAGACUUUCUUAUCGAAAUGAAGAUGAGGAGCCAUUGAUCAAACCCUUUCCUUAUCAUGAAAAGAUAUAUUCCAGCCUAGAAGGCCGGAAGUCUUUUGCCUGGAAACCAUGGCAUCCUAACUGUAAACUAAUUGUGGUAGAUGGUCCGGUUGCUUGUGGGAAAAAGAAGUUUGCUCAAGAGCUGGCAAAAGAAUUGGAUUUCUUCUACAUACCAGAGCCAACUUUUGAUGAUCUGUAUAUAACUCAUUGGGGAUUUGAUGUUAGAACGUUAGAUUCCCAGCUACCGAAGGAUGCACAAACAUGGGAUAUCGAUAGAUUUUUGCAGGAUCCGCAUGACAUAAAUACAGCGGCCAUGCAAUUAUAUAUGUAUCAUUUGAGACUAAAAUCUUAUAUACAUGCAUAUCUUCAUCUUUGUCAUACUGGACAGGGUGUGAUUACUGUGAGAGGUCCUUGGUCAGAUAGAUGUUUUACCACGGCUAUGCAUGAUAGCAAAUAUAUUUCUGAUGGAGCAUAUGAAACAAUUAUGAAUACUUAUAAAAAUACAUGGCAUUUGAUGUUUAGACCUCAUUUAACGAUUUACAUGGAUGUACCAGUUGAUGUUACGCUAGAAAAUAUUCAAAAAUAUGGCGAACCAUUAGAGAAAACUUCAAAAGUUUUCACAAAAGAGUACCUCACUUCUUUUGAAACAGAUAUAAAAUGCUCGGUGUUAGAUUAUUUGGAACCUCAUGGUUUGAUAUACUAUCAUAAAAAUAUUGAUGAACCAAUCAGCGAUACAUUGGAUGAGAUUGAAAAAUUAAAUUUCGAUAACUAUUUAACGAGAGAUUUUAUAUUAUCUUUCUGGAGAAUGAGCAGAGAUGAUCAAAUUGGGAGUGUGCAUAUGUAUUCUAACGAACUGGAUGCUAUAUUAUCGUCCACAGAUAUAUAUUCAGAUGUGCCAGAGUUACAUAUGUCAGCUGAAUCUUCAAAAAUUUGGGAGAAAGUAUGGGGGGAAGAAUAA